Messenger RNA from Synchiropus splendidus (mandarinfish), 2881 nucleotides. It is a transcript of the gene garem2, whose product is annotated as GRB2 associated, regulator of MAPK1-like. The record is from RefSeq and is a predicted model, not a curated record. Lineage: Eukaryota; Metazoa; Chordata; Actinopteri; Syngnathiformes; Callionymidae. The transcript is spliced from 7 exons. Bases 170 to 2215 code for a protein of 681 amino acids.
GCGCGCACGAGAGGGCCUCAUGAAUGGCGGGGGGAGGGAGGGGAGCGGGGCAGACUGCGCUCCCUCUCCCCGGCUCUCAAACAUGGCGAGAGCGGCGUCCGUGUCGCCCGCAUCCCGUCCAUCAUCAGCUCCCUCCGCCUCCUCUCCGCCCCGGUGAUGAGCCGGCAGGAUGGACAAGCUGUCGGCGAGCCUGUCGGAGAUCAGCUGGAGCCCGCUGGCGCUGCCGCUGGACGCGGUGGUCGGCAGGUUCCGUCUGCCCACUCUGGUCCGCCUGGCUCACGGGGAGUGUGUGGAGGGGCUGACGGAGGACGACGUGGUUCUGCUGCACUCGUGUCGACAGUGGACCACCGUGACGGCCCACAGCCUGGAAGAGGGCCACUACGUCAUCGGACCCAAGAUCGACAUCCCGCUGCAGUACCAAGGGAAGUUCAAGCUGCUGGAUGAGGACCGCGACAUCAGGGACCCGGUCCAGUACUUCUCCAGCGUAGAGGAGGUGGCCGGCGUCUUCCCAGACCGAGUCUUUGUCCUGGAGACCGUCACCUUCAGUGUGAAGGUGGCGUCCGGAGAGUUCAGCGAGGACAGCGAGCAGUACAGCUUCACUCUGCAGGCGGGAGACGAGCUGUCGCUCAUGGGGAAGGCGGAGCUUCUGUGUGCCACGCCCACCAAGGAAAAGACCGGACUCAGCGCCCUCCUGAGGCGGCUGGGCAAGACUCCCAGAAGUAAGACCCCGUGCCUGGUCUGCAUGAACCACCGCACCAACCAGAGCGUCAGCCUGCCCUUCGUCUGCCGCGGACGCUUCUGCACCCGCUCCCCGCUGGAGCAAGGCAUGCUGGGAGGGGAGCACACGGUGCGCAGCAUCAUCGAGAGGGUCCGGCUGCCCGUCAACGUGUCGGUGCCGACCCGCCCCCCUCGCAACGCCUACGACCGGCACGUGGUGCGGGAGGGCCACCGCUACAAGCUGCUCAACAUCGUCAGCAAGACCGUGGUGCUGUGCCUGGUGCUGCGGAGACAGGAAGUGUCUCCCUCCCACUUCCUGCUGCUGCGCUGCAUGCCGCGCUUCAACGCCGCCGAGGCCUCUUUGCACGUGGCGGCGCUGGAGAGCUUCCUCUUGAGACACGCCUUCGACCCCGACGCCUACUCCCGAGCGGUGCGGGAGACUGGGCCGGAGCUGGAGUGCCUGACGGAGGAGUGCGUGAGUCCGCGGCGAUCCGGCGUCUGCGUGGCGGCCCGGGACACGCUGGCGGCGCGCUGCAGGGACUCGCUGGGGGAGCGGCUGGGCGAGGGGCCCGGUGAGGAGCGCGAGUAUGUGACUCCGGAUUGGACGCAGGCCGGCGAGGAGAUCCCGUACGAGGAGCUGUGGACUAACCAGGGCUCGGAAGGCCUGGGAAAGGAGCCCACCCUCAUCUCCUUCCACUCCUCGUCUGCCAUGGACGGCUCGCUGGCCACCGUGGUCACCCGCGUCUCCACCCCUCCACCUGUACCUCCCAAAUCUGAUGCUGUGAGGGAGGAGUGCCGCUACUUGAUGGCCCCCCCGGUACCCCCCCGCUGCUCUAAAGGGGGCUCCAUCUCCAGCCCGGCCCCGAGCCCCCCAGUGCCUCCUCGCUUCCCCAAAACCUGCGGCUCCCCCCGACCCAACCUGUCCUUCUACUCGCCAGGCCUGCAGGACAGCUCGUCUCCGUCUCCGGACGCGCCCAUGUACUGCUACCCCUGCUCCUGGAGCGACUGCCCGGCGCCUGAACCCGGCCUCCCCGUGGACGCCACGCUCACGCCUCAGCCGGUGCAGGCCACCUGGUCAGAACCCUGGGCGGACUCCUUCACCGCCGGACCUCGACUCCGCCCACCGCCCCCGCAGAGUCGCUUUGCACCUUUUGGCGCUUUGAACCCUUUUAACCGCCAGUCGCCGUGUCCCUCUCCGGAAUCAGAACCAGAGUCGUCCAGGGGUGCGGAAGGAGGCGGGGCUUCCACGGACGCGCCCGCCGACCCCGCCUGGCGACCCCCCGCCGACCUCUCGGCGCUGUCGCUGGAGGAGGUGUCGGCCUGCCUGCGCUUCAUCGGCCUGUCGGAGGCGGCGGUGGCGGUCUUCCAGAGGGAGCGCAUCGAUGGCAGCCUCCUGGUGCAGCUGACCGACGACAUCCUGUCGCAUGACUUUCACCUGAGCCGCCUCCACGUCACCAAGAUCACUCAGUUCAUACAGGGAUGGAGGCCCAAGAUCUAGCGGUGGCGUGGGGGCGGAGCCUCCGGGGUGUGCCUUCUCUCGGCUGCUGACUUCGGCAGACGCCCGCUUCCUGUCAGGACCCCUUUACUAACAAACGAGAGGCUCGUCCCACUGAUCUGUGCUGUCCCUCUGCCGUCCACAAGGGGUGGUAGAGAGUCAUAUCACUGAAGGACCGUCUAACCCUUACGUCGCGCCCCUCUCCUGAGCAAAAAUAAACACUUCCUUUGACACCCAGUAGGGGGAGGAAGAGAGCCAUAUCAGCGGACGCAGAAGCUACCUUUUCUUCGUUUCUCGCUUACCGACACACCCACAGACACAUCGAGUUAAUCGGUUAUUUAACGAGAGAUUAACGAUCAAUUAAUAAAGUUCUAUAUCACAAAACAAAACGGUAUUAUUGUAAAACAUUUAGAGAAGAUAAAAUAUCAGAUUAAGACAUUCGUCUAAUAUUAGGCUUAAAUGUUGCAAUUAAAGAGAAAUAAUGUGACAUGAUGAAUGUUCAGCUGCUCUCAGAAACAGCCACGUCACUGCGCAUGUCCUGAUGGAGCAGCGUGGAUCGUGACCGGACGUCAACGCGGCCCCGCGCUCUCUUGGCCCUCGAAUGAGAUGGACGCUGGCUGGAGACUGAUGGACACGCUUUCUGUACGAGCCGCAAUGAAGAAAUAAAAA